UCAAGUGUCAACUGUCAAAUUUGAAUUUUGAAUUUCCAAAAUAUGAGAAUAACCUUAAAUUAUAUUGGGUCUUUAAAUUCGAAUAAUAAAUAAUGUUCGAAUUGUUUAUCAAGAUUUAAAUGAUGUUUUCCGAGUGAAUCGUAAUAAUUACUAACGCCACUCGAGAUGGGUGGGCUCGUUUCAAAAGCGCUGCGACCGAUAAAGAGUUAUAAUAUUGAAAAUCGAGCUCACCGGGUGAUAUCCAAAGAAAAACCAACCGUAGCUCCCAGUUAUCCGUCUACGAUUGAGGAGUUGAAGAGGGUGCAAGAAGUGGAACCCGACAUCGAUGUGAAACUUAAUAAAAAGGAUAUUAAGCUUGACGAAAGAUUGAAAGAUGUUUAUGUAACCUCACACGGUCGCCCAGAAGACGACGUGACCAAAGAGAAGCAAGAGCAAAGCAAGAAACGUGCUCUACCACAGGACCGUAAGGCUUUGCCGGAUUUCGACUUUGGAUUGAAGGAACCUGAAAAGGUUCCCUAUGGUAGAACAACUUUACGACAAGCAAUAGAUUAUAUAUCUGCACAUCAAAUUAAUCCUGAGGAGGUUACGGCUGCUAAAAUUGCUUUCGAAUACAAGUUAAAAGUGGAAGAUGUAGAGAAUAUACUCAAAUACUUUAAAACAUAUGAAGUAUACAUACCAGAGACUAAAACAGCACCAGCUACUUUUGCAGGGCCUACAGAGCUAAGGAGACAAUUAUACAAUUCUAAUGUUAAGCAAAUAGAUGGCAAAAAGAAUGUAGUUGAUGAAAAUAAGCAAGCACAAAUGAAGAAUACAUAAAGAUUGUAUAAAAUUAUUUAAUUUAAAAUUAUUACCUCUUUAAAAAUAAAAUAAAAUUACCUCCUUGGUGUCAUAAUGGAUAAAUAAUUAAUAGUAAUAAAAUGAACUUCACACUUAUUGUUUGUCAGGCUAUUAAUUAUAUCAUAAUAUAACAAGCUUUGAAUGUAGUGUCGCUUUGCCUGGAUUGCAUUUAGCAUUAUAGUUUAGACAGGCAAGCCAAAGAGAAUGAAAUUAAUAAACUAGAGAUUUUCCUUAUUCCAUAUUUUGUAUUCUAUUCAUAUAAUUAAUUAAUUACCAUUUUAAAUCAUCAAGCUUUAGACUUAAAAAAUGCAGGUCACUAAUUUAGUAGAUGUCUUUUUUCAUAUUGGUCUCAAAAUUCCUUUUAGUAUUCUUAUAAUAUAAAUGUAAAAUUUAGUUUCCUUACUGUUACAAAAAUAGAAAUGUUUCCAUUUAAUUAUACUAUGUAGUAUGUCAAUAUGAAUUUAAUGUAUGUAAAUAAGAUUAUUUAAUUUAUACAUCUACUUGUAUGUAAUUAAAUUAUUAAUUUGUUAAAUCUCAGGUUCAAUGGUAGCCCAUUUGAAAAAAGGUUGUCAGGACUAAGGUGGUUAAAUAUAUUGUUCUUUUAUAGAUUAGCUUAGCAAAUUUUAAUAUUUGUUUCAAUAAUGUGAUUUAGAUGUAGUUAGUAAAUAAAACUCUUUGUUUUGUUCA
This is a messenger RNA of Bicyclus anynana (squinting bush brown), 1524 nucleotides long. Its product is annotated as protein NDUFAF4 homolog. Gene Ontology annotation, cellular component: mitochondrion. The transcript has a single exon. Bases 166 to 816 code for a protein of 216 amino acids. The record is from RefSeq and is a predicted model, not a curated record. Gene Ontology annotation, biological process: mitochondrial respiratory chain complex I assembly. Lineage: Eukaryota; Metazoa; Arthropoda; Insecta; Lepidoptera; Nymphalidae.